UCUCACGGGAAUUUAAGCUUUUAUUUGUGUUUUCCUUUCAUGGCUGCAUUGGUGAAACAACUUAUUUGUAAGCAGCAGAAUGAAUAAGAAGUGCAACCUUUGGCAGCGUGUUUUUAGAUGAUUUGAGAUCAUUAUCUUUCAUGACAAACAAAUCUGAGACUGUUCUCAUGUCCCGUCUGUCCUGCAUUGGUAAUCCUGCGCCUUGCAGAACGAAUCCGCUGGACUGGUGCCUUCCUAUUGAGACGCAAGAAGCAUAGACACAAGCCUGCAUCCGAGCGCAACAACACCAUAUCCUAACAUUUUAACCAACACAGAAACAUACAUUUUUUUAAAAACAACUUAGAAAGCACUUUUAAAUCCGGGGGUUACGGUUUUUUUUUGUUGCCGAGAAGUCGCAUGAGCUGGAGGGAUAGUAUCGACCGGGACAGCAGGAAUGGGAUACCCGGGCAGAGCACAGGGGGGAUGGAUGCUCCUGGUUUGGGUCGCCGCUGUCAGCCUGCUUUUUGCUGAAGGACGGAGAGUGAGGCCGCCCAGAUGUCCGGUUGGAUGUACCUGCACCAAAGACAAUGCCCUGUGUGAAAAUGUCCGAUCGGUGCCUCAUACGUUCCCGUCCGACGUAGUUUCACUAUCUUUUGUCAAGUCUGGAUUUAAUGAAAUCGUUGGAGCAAGCUUUGUUCACACUCCUGCUCUGCAACUACUUUUGUUCACAGCGAAUACACUUGAUUUUAUUGAUGAGGAUGCCUUCCUGGGUUUACCACAUCUUGAAUAUCUAUUUAUUGAAAAUAACAGAAUCGCAUCGAUAUCUCCAUAUGCUUUCCGGGGACUGAAAUCGCUGAUUCAUCUGAGUCUGGCUUACAACAACCUUGAGACGCUGCCCAAAGAUGUCUUCAAGGGCAUGGAAGCUUUGACCAAAGUGUGA
Molecule: messenger RNA, 919 nt
Organism: Notothenia coriiceps (black rockcod)
Lineage: Eukaryota; Metazoa; Chordata; Actinopteri; Perciformes; Nototheniidae
Product: leucine-rich glioma-inactivated protein 1-like
Exons: 5
Coding region: 434-919 (161 amino acids)
Biological process (GO): myelination
Molecular function (GO): protein binding
Source: RefSeq, a predicted model, not a curated record